Thrips palmi is the source of this 3254-nucleotide messenger RNA. RefSeq names its product snRNA-activating protein complex subunit 4 (gene Pbp95). The transcript has 8 exons. Bases 231 to 3020 code for a protein of 929 amino acids. The record is from RefSeq and is a predicted model, not a curated record. NCBI's taxonomy places the organism in Eukaryota, Metazoa, Arthropoda, Insecta, Thysanoptera, Thripidae.
GAAACGGAAGGCAUUCCCGCCAGUGAAUCGGGGCUCAUGCUGACAAACUUUUGAUUCCGAAAGAUGAAUAUCUUCUCGGGCAGAAUAACAAAUUGGUUUUAUAUUAUUUUGAGGGCUGGUUGGACAGACUUGGCCGGCCAUUUGAAAACGAAAACAGAGAAACAUAACCCUCAAACGAAGCAAGCCGAGCGGAACUUUUGGCGAGAAAAUUAGUUUUUAAUGGAAAAGAAAUGGAUGACACUGAAGAGGAGAAAGUGCAGCUUUUGGAAUCUCUCAGGCUCCAAGACGCAGCUCUGUCAACAACGGUCGACGAGUCGAUCGUCGCCCUAAACAGCGACUCGGAUUCGGAAGAUGAUAAAUCCAAGUCCCCCAAUAAUACUCAAAUUCAGACGGAUCACUCCAAGUUCUCUGAACCAGCAGAGCCUGAAGAAAAUGAAUCAGAUUCAGUCGAAGAAAUUAGCUCAGACCCUUCGUGGGCUGAUGCCCUUGAAGCAAACCAGGAGUACGACGCAGUUUUGGCUCAGCUUGAAGCGGAGAUCAAAAUGAACCUUGCAAAGGUCUCAACGCAGUUGGAUGAAUUGCACUCAAAACUUACAGCAGUUAAUGCUGAGAGAGCUACUAUGAAUUUAAAAAGCCAUUGGAUUUAUAUCUUUGGAAUGCCAUAUUUUAAAACACAUGAUUUGUACCCCUGCCCUUACAACAAAGACUACCACUUGAAGAAAACGAACAAUGAAAUUUGUUGGACUGAUUUGCCGGUGUAUCACCAAUGGAUUCCUCAGUACAAAAAAAUUCUGAAUUACGCUGUUAAAAAGUUGUCCACUGAAAAAUGUGAAAUAGAAGCUCAGUUCAAAUUGGCCGCUCUUCGGAAAGAUGCAGAUUUUGCCAAACAGGCUGGGAACAUUGAAAGGGCAACUGAGCUUGAGUUAGAAAUAGAGGCAUUUGAUGUAAGUGAUUUUGUCUCAAAAUCUGUUGAUGCAGUCAUUGCCAGUGGAGACCACGAUUGGCUUCAGAUAUCAGCAAAAUAUUUGGAAGGAAAGCAGUCGCCUGAAAGCUGUCGUAGCUUUUGGAACUUGUACCUUCAGCCCAAAAUAAACAAAGCACCAUAUACCCCAGGAGAAGAAGCAAAGCUUCUGAGCCUAGCUGAAAAAUAUAAACAGCAAAACUGGGAUCUUAUUGCUGAACAGUUGGGAACUAAUCGUUCAGGCUACCAAUGUUUCAUUGUGUUCCAAAAUAAGCUAAAUGAGAAUAUUAAAAGGAGUAUGUGGGAACCUGAAGAAGACCAGAGGCUACAGAAUCUUGUGGAAAAAUUCCGCAUUGGAGACUACAUUCCCUGGGCAAAGGUGACUUACCACUUGGAAGGAAGAACUAAGAGCCAAGUUUUUAAUCGUUGGUCUUAUUCAAUCAAACCUACCAUUAAGAAAGGUCGUUUCACCCAGGAAGAGGACAUUAUGAUUCUGGUUGGGGUUCAGAUGUGGGGAGAAAACUUCCAACGCAUUUCCCAAUUUCUGAGUGACAGAACUACGUCCCAAAUCAGGGAUCGUUACAAACAUUACCUUAAUAGACCUGAUCUGGGUAUUCCCUGGACAGUAAAUGAUGAUGAAAGGCUUCUUAAGCUAGUGGCGGAAAAUGGAAGAAACUGGAAGAAGAUUUGUAAGCAUUUCCCAUCGAAAGACAGAACACAAGUGCGUCAUCGCCAUACUUCAUUGCUUAAAUUUCGAGCAAAGUACCCUAAUGCUCCUCUGACUGAUGCUCCCAGCAGGUGCUAUAAUCCUCAAAUGUAUAAGGAUUUCCAGGAACAGUGGGAUAGAGCUAAAAAGAUCCUUAAUUGUAAUACCAUAGAUGAAAUGGUUAAAGCUAAGAAUAAUCUUGUAUCAUCUCUUCUAAAGAGGAAGAAAAGAGCUAUACCUAAGCAAUCCCAGAAGAAAAAGCCAUCAAUUAUUGAAGCAGACCUUAUCAACUAUUUUCGCUGUAGCUAUGAUAUACCUGGAGCAUGCAGAAAACUUCAACUUAAAUCGGGAGAAGUCCACAAGUAUGCUGAUGAGCUUGAAAUGAUAGUUUCAGUUCUCAAAGCCAAACUAAAUUUGCCCAGUUUUGAUGAAUUGGAUGAGGAUCCAACUCUCUCUACGUCUGAUAAGGAAAUUUUGAAAGCUUAUAUUUCAAGAGGCACUGACUUCUUCAAAGAUUCUCCCGCUCACUCACCAGAGGAGGUGAUUCCAGAGCCAACCACUGAAUCACAGUCUGAAAAGGUCAUUGGGACUGUUCCUCUGCCAUUGUUUAGUGAUCUCAACAAGCCCUCCUCGUCCUCCUCAUCUGACUCAUCAGAUUGUAAUAUUGAUUACAUUCCUUCGCAUGAUUUUGCCUCGCGGUAUAUUGAUUUACCGCUGAUGAACUAUGAGCUGGAUGCAGUUGUGGCAGACAGAAACAAGGACCCCUCAUUUUAUGAAAUCCCUACUUUUGACUACAUUGUUCCUGAUGCAGCUUCUAGCCCGCCCAAAAAAGAGGAAUUUGUUAUGUUUCCACCAAAUUUGACCUCUAUAGUAGCUUUGCGGACGUUCCUCCUUAAUAGACGCACUUUGGUCGAUUGGGCCAAUGCAAAUUCGGGUCAGGUGGUAGAAGUGAAUGAUGAAAAACUGGCAGAAGCCCAGCGUAAGUUUGAUGAGCGUAUUUGGUGCCUUUUCCUUUGGCCUGCAUUAAUGUCAAGAUAUGCUCCAAGUUCUAAUGAUGCAAUUUUCCUGGAUGAAGAAACUACUAGUGUGAAAUCUGACAGUUUUAUGACAGGAUUGAAAAGACCUAGCCCCGGUGGAAAAAUAAUUUCUGCCUUGGCAGCAACAGGGCAACUUAUUCCAGAAGAUGCACCCAUUCAAAACAUUGAUAUGCCAAGCACAUCAGGUAUCUCACUAACCAAAUCUUCAAAGCGAAAGCAAACUAAUUCAGAAACAGUUGAGAAAAGACGUAAAAUUGUAUUAAAGGAGGAAGAUGAAGAUCCGGAUGAUCCCGAUGAAGUUAUGGACAUUGAUUAAUGCAAUAAUGUAAUUUUGUGUGAAAAGGAAAGUUAAAGUUUUUUUCUUCUCCUUUCUUUUCUUUUGUAAACAAGCUUUGCUACUUAAUGUUUUUUUAUUUAAUGUGAUAUGUAGAAUAGUAUGUGAAUCAACUGUGCCCAAUGCUACUGUACCUAAUGAAAGAUGAUGGAUUGCCCCCAUUCAUGUCAAUCUCAUUCUCAAUGUUUUUUGUUACAAUAAAUUUUGGGAAAUGAA